AUGUCCACAAUUAUAACCAUCCCCCAUGAAGUGGAAGUGGGUGGAUCGACAUACUAUCAAAUCAAUAUCAAACUCCCACUUCGUUCAUUCACGAUAAAGAAACGGUAUCUGGAGUUUCAGCAAUUGGUAUUGGACUUGAGUCGAAAUCUAGGGAUUGAUAGUCGAGAUUUUCCGUAUGAUUUACCGGGGAAACGUAUCAACUGGCUUAACAAGGCCAGCAUCAUUGAAGAACGAAAAGUGGGACUUGCAGAAUUUCUCAAUAAUAUCAUUCAGGAUUCCACACUUCAAAACGAACGAGAAGUGUUAUCGUUUUUGCAGUUACCGUCUAAUUUCAGAUUUACCAAGGACAUGCUACAAAAUAAUCGAGCCGAUUUGGACUCGGUGCAGAAUAACUGGCACGAUGUCUAUCGUAAGUUGAAGCUGGACAUACUCAAUGAAUCAUCCAGUAGUAUUAGUGAGAAAAUUCAUAUUCGUGAUCGAAUCAGUCGUGUAUACCAACCACGAAUUGUUGACUUGGUCAAGACAAUUGGUACAGGUGAUGAAGCGAUAAAGAAGAAGCAGUUGAUUGCCCAAUUACAAGAAAGUAUUGACAACUUGCUAGCUCAGGAGGUUCCAAAAUCAAAGAGGGUGUUGGGUGGAGCAAUUAAGGAAACGCCAGAAACUUUACCAUUAAACAACCACGAACUUCUUCAGCACCAAAUACAAAUUCAUCAAAAUCAAGAUAAAGAACUAAACCAGCUUAGAGCCUUGAUUGCUCGACAAAAGCAAAUUGGCGAGCUAAUUAAUGCUGAAGUAGAAGAGCAAAACGAAAUGUUGGAUCGAUUCAAUGAGGAGGUCGACUACACGUCUAGCAAGAUCAAGCAGGCGAGACGUAGAGCAAAGAAAAUAUUAUAG
Candida dubliniensis CD36 is the source of this 894-nucleotide messenger RNA. RefSeq lists its product as uncharacterized. Bases 1 to 894 code for a protein of 297 amino acids. Gene Ontology annotation, biological process: intracellular protein transport; vesicle fusion. Lineage: Eukaryota; Fungi; Ascomycota; Pichiomycetes; Serinales; Debaryomycetaceae. Gene Ontology annotation, molecular function: phosphatidylinositol binding; SNARE binding; SNAP receptor activity. Gene Ontology annotation, cellular component: SNARE complex; endomembrane system. The record is from RefSeq and is a predicted model, not a curated record. The transcript has a single exon.